AUGAGACUCUCCUACGCGGAUCUCCUGAACGCCACCGCCGGAUUCUCUGAGCAGAACUUGCUCGGAGCCGGGCGGUUCGGGUCCGUCUACAAGGGGAUCCUCGGCGUUGAACACGAUCAAACCCCCGUCGCGGUCAAGGUUCUUCACUUGCUCGUUAAAGGGGCCUCCAAGAGCUUCGCGGCGGAAUGCGACGCGCUAAGAGGCGCGAGACAUAGAAAUCUGCUGAAGAUAUUGAGCGUCUGCGAGAGCAUAGACUUUCAAGGGAAUGAUUUCAAGGCGUUGGUGUAUGAGUUCAAGUCCAAUGGAAGCCUAGAACAAUGGUUGCACCGUUGUGAUGGAGGCAGCAAGCUUAGUGUGAUGCAAAGGCUCAACAUUGCAGUUGAUAUUGCUCAGGCGAUCAAGUACCUUCAUUUGGGAACUGAUUCUGUGAUCAUCCAUGGUGAUUUGAAGCCGAGUAACAUUCUUUUGGAUGAGGAUAUGAGUGCUUGUGUGGGUGACUUUGGAUUAGCAAAGAUCGUAUCCAACAUGGUUUUAUCACAUGACAGCAGCAGCAGCUCCACGAUGAUCAGAGGUACCAUAGGUUAUGUCCCUCCAGAAUAUGGCAUGUCCAAUUCAAUUUCAACACAAGGGGAUGUUUAUAGCUUCGGGAUUGUUCUCUUGGAGAUGUUCGUGAACAAAAAACCAACUGAUGAUUUAUUUCAAGAUGGUUCCAAUCUCCACGACUUUGUUGCUGCAUCCUUGCCUGAUCGAGUCAUGGAAAUUGUCGAUCCAUCGCUAUUUCCAGCAGGAUUUGAGAUCACGAAUGAGCAGAUGAACUACGUGGCUUCUAUUCUAACCGUCGGAUUGUCGUGUUCGAAGGAGAUGCCUAAAGAUAGGACGUCGAUUGUAGAUGUUGUUAACGAAUUGUCUAUGAUACACAAGUUGUUUUCUACACGAAGAAGAUAGACAGAGACGGAGCCAAGCUUUAGAUUUGACUAGGCCUGUCUUAUCGAUCUUUUUUUCAAUUACCUAGCUAUAUUUAACUUGUAUUUUAUAAUUUUUUUAAAAAAAAUUGAAUAUAAAAUUGUAAUUUCAUUUAUUCAAACUUAUAUUAUUAAAUACUAGCUUCUGAGCUCCUGAACUUGUGUAUGUUCUU
Molecule: messenger RNA, 1135 nt
Organism: Salvia miltiorrhiza (redroot sage)
Lineage: Eukaryota; Viridiplantae; Streptophyta; Magnoliopsida; Lamiales; Lamiaceae
Product: probable LRR receptor-like serine/threonine-protein kinase At3g47570
Exons: 2
Coding region: 1-945 (314 amino acids)
Biological process (GO): protein phosphorylation
Molecular function (GO): ATP binding; protein kinase activity
Source: RefSeq, a predicted model, not a curated record